Molecule: messenger RNA, 608 nt
Organism: Neltuma alba
Lineage: Eukaryota; Viridiplantae; Streptophyta; Magnoliopsida; Fabales; Fabaceae
Product: inactive protein RESTRICTED TEV MOVEMENT 2-like
Exons: 2
Coding region: 21-551 (176 amino acids)
Biological process (GO): cellular response to heat
Source: RefSeq, a predicted model, not a curated record
GUUACUAACAUCUCACCAUCAUGGAAACAAAUAAGGCUUCAGAAGCUCCCAGCAAGCGAGUCUAUGAGUUUUUUGAACCUUACUGCAAAUGGAAGACAUCAGAUGAAGGAACUGAGAUUCUUGAGAUUGAACUUAAAGGAUUCAAGAGGGAGCAGCUUAAAGUUCAAGCCAACGAAAAGGGGAUGUUGAUAGUAUCGGGAGAAAGGCCUGUGAGUGCGACUAAGUGGAUUCGUUUCCGCAAAGAAACCACACUUCCCAAAGACUGCAAUUACAAAGACAUAAGAGCUAAGUUAUCCAAAGGCUUUCUUUCCAUUUUAAUGCCCACAAAGCUUCCUACUCAUCAGCUUCUUCCACCUCCUCCGGAAAAUGACGAUGACUCAGAAGAAGCACAGAAGAAGAAGUAUAGUAUUUGGGGAGUGAAGAUUGAUAAGGGAAGGUUUUUUAAAGUCGCGGUGGUUGUCACGGCGGUGGUUUUGGUCGUCGCCAUUGCACGACUGGCUGAGGUUUAUAGACGUCCACAUGAUGCUGCAAAGGAUCACGUCCCUGUAUAGAUGUAAUGAACGUCUCAUUUUAAUAUUUCAAUUAUUUUAUUACAAAAAUAAUAAUGA